GGCGCUGCCCGGCUGCUGGUAGCUGCUGCUGUGGCGGCGGGGAUCCCCGGGAAUCGGGUACGGGACGGUCUUUCCCUCCCGUCAGAUCCCAGCGCCGAGAAUGUCGAGCCGACUGCCGCCCUGCGUCGUAGACAGCGGCACCGGGUAUACAAAACUGGGCUACGCUGGAAAUACUGAACCACAAUUUAUUAUUCCAUCAUGCAUUGCAAUAAGAGAAUCGGCCAAAGUAGGUGACCAGGCACAGAGGAGACUGGCCCAAGGUGUGGAUGAUCUAGACUUUUUCAUUGGAGAUGAAGCUCUUGUCAAGCCCACCUAUGCUACAAAGUGGCCUAUCCGGCAUGGCAUGGUGGAAGACUGGGAUCUGAUGGAAAGGUUCAUGGAACACAUUAUUUUUAAGUAUCUUCGAGCUGAACCAGAAGAUCACUAUUUUUUAAUGACUGAACCGCCACUGAACACACCUGAAAACCGAGAAUAUCUUGCAGAGAUUAUGUUUGAAUCAUUUAACAUACCUGGACUUUAUAUUGCUGUGCAGGCUGUGCUAGCCUUAGCUGCAUCCUGGACUUCACGACAAGUUGGGAACCGUACCUUAACUGGCACAGUGGUUGACAGUGGGGAUGGAGUGACUCAUGUCAUUCCAGUGGCAGAAGGUUACGUGAUUGGUAGCUGCAUCAAGCACAUCCCCAUUGCAGGAAGAGAUAUCACAUAUUUUAUUCAGCAACUCCUAAGGGAAAGAGAGAUGGGAAUUCCUCCGGAGCAAUCUCUGGAAACAGCAAAAGCUAUAAAGGAAAAAUAUUGUUAUAUUUGUCCUGACAUAGUAAAAGAAUUUGCAAAGUAUGAUGUUGAUCCCCACAAAUGGAUUAAGCAAUACACAGGAAUCAAUGCCAUCAAUAGAAACACAUUUACGAUAGACGUUGGUUAUGAAAGGUUCCUUGGGCCAGAGGUCUUCUUUCACCCAGAGUUUGCCAAUCCAGAUUUUGUGGAUUCUAUUUCGAAUGUGGUGGAUGAAGUUAUACAGAACUGUCCCAUUGAUGUUCGGCGUCCUUUGUAUAAGAACGUGGUGCUUUCAGGAGGAUCUACGAUGUUCAGAGAUUUUGGUCGUCGCUUACAGAGAGACUUGAAAAGAGUAGUAGAUGCUCGACUAAAAAUCAGCGAAGAACUCAGCGGUAAUCGAUUAAAGCCCAAACCUGUGGAAGUUCAAGUGAUCAGUCAUCACAUGCAGCGUUAUGCCGUCUGGUUUGGGGGAUCUAUGCUUGCGUCAACGCCAGAGUUCUUUGAAGUGUGUCACACCAAGAAAGCCUACGAGGAAUACGGUCCUGGCAUUUGCCGUCACAAUCCUGUUUUUGGAAUUAUGUCGUAAGAUUCACGGUGCAGCAUCAUCUGUUCUGGGGUCUGAUGGAGAACCUUCUGCUGACCAGGAGGAGAGAGACUUGGUGCAAAUAGCAAACCUCAGCGUGGAUGCUCCCUUGCCUAGAGAGUAUGCAUUAGAAUCAGGGAGUUCAAAGCAAUGGACCGGCUAGAGCUCAGUGGUGAAAAACGACUUGACUGUUAAAUUAACUCCUUUCUGCAAGUUAGCUUCCAAGUGCACAACAUUCGCUUUGCUAGAAGGGAUGAAAGCAGAAACUGUUUAGAUAACAGUUUUUCUCAACCUUAGCACUUUUAAGAUGUGUGGACUACAACUUCCCAUGUUGGCUGGAGAAUUCUGGGAGUUGUGGUCCAGGCAUCUUAAAAGUUGCCAAGGUUGAGAAACAAUAGCCUAUAUGAACAGAGAUAAGAACCCAAAAUAUGAUGUUGUUACUCCUGACUCUGAUAUUCGUUCUAACCUUACCGUGCAGUAUUUUUCAACCUUAGCAACUUUAAGCUUGGUGGACUUCAACUCCCAGAAUUCUAUUGAGGUCCACCCAAGCUUAGAGUUGCCAUAGUGAAUUUGGCCAGGGGAAAGCUCAGCCAUUGUAAAAUUGCGGUCUUGUUUCAUUAAAAAAAAAUACCCUACAUUUGCAAUAUACGAAGGUUUUAAAAGUUUUACGCUUGCGGUUAUGUUUGUGGUUGGUUUUUCUGCAUAAGUACCCACAGAAUUUGUGGAAGUGAUCUGAGUGUCUAGGUAAGGCCCUUAAUAUUAUGAGCCACCGAGAGUUAUUUGAGAUCGAGAUGAGCAGCAUAUAAAUAUAAUAAAUAAUGAAAUAAGUCUUCCUUGCCACUAGUACACAACCCAAGGACAUUCUUUGAGGAUGCCAUGUGUGUUUUUAAAAUGGCAAUGUUAAUAUUGGGCUGAACAUGUUCUGCUUCUGGAUUUAAUUUGUAAGAUUUAUUAUUGCUAUUUAUUUGAUUUUUGGGGAUUAUUGUUUUAAAAAUGGGAAUUGAUUCCUCUUGGUGAAAUAAAACCUGUUAAUGUGUUCACAAACA
This is a messenger RNA of Pantherophis guttatus, 2400 nucleotides long. RefSeq names its product actin related protein 3B (gene ACTR3B). The record is from RefSeq and is a predicted model, not a curated record. NCBI's taxonomy places the organism in Eukaryota, Metazoa, Chordata, Lepidosauria, Squamata, Colubridae.